Cordyceps fumosorosea ARSEF 2679 is the source of this 1242-nucleotide messenger RNA. RefSeq names its product Gti1/Pac2 family protein. The transcript has a single exon. Bases 1 to 1242 code for a protein of 413 amino acids. Gene Ontology annotation, molecular function: DNA binding. Lineage: Eukaryota; Fungi; Ascomycota; Sordariomycetes; Hypocreales; Cordycipitaceae. The record is from RefSeq and is a predicted model, not a curated record.
AUGGAAAGUCAGUCGACACCAUUGCUGCUGCCGACCUACAAGGGUAGGGUAGAUUCUACUUUGGAUGCCCUUGUCCUCUUCGAAGCAGUCCUAUCGGGCAGGUUCCCCCAUUGUCCCCGUCGCCCUCACGACCGCGAGCGUCAAGACCUCAUCCAAAGCGGCAACGUCUUCAUCUACGAAGAGCAUGCGUCCGGAAUCAAACGCUGGACCGAUGGAGUUACCUGGAGCCCGAGUCGCAUUCUCAAUAAUUUCUUAAUCUACCGGGAGCUCAUAAAGCCCUUCCCUCCUGGCGAAAAGAAGCGAGCCCUGAAGAAGAAAAAGCCCUCGCCAGGAGGCAUCGUCAAGACGGAAUCGUCGUCGCAUCAGCCGAAAAUGUCGGCAUAUAUGGAAGCAGGCCUUGAGCAAUCCAUCGGUGGCAGCAAGGCAGAUGAGCGAGCCCUAGUUGGCUCUCUUAUUGAUUCUUAUCCCUUCAAAGAGGGGGGCCUCGUAAAGAAGACGAUAAGUCUCGCCUUUCAAGGGGUCACCCAUCACCUGGUCAGUUAUUAUGCCGUUGAUGAUUUCAAGGAUCUCAUCAGACCGACCCAUGACCGAGCUCUGCGUGGCAUUCAUCCUCGCUACGAGUUUCUGCAUUACAAUUUUCGAUUCCCCAUGCAAGAACCUGUUUCGAUUCCCGAACCUGAAGUUGCCCUUUCUACCAACUACGGUUCUCAUCAAGGCUCAUUCAGCAAUGGCACUGCUAUCCUUCACCAUGCUAUGAGUCACAGCGAUUUACAAAUCCCUAUGAGCAAUGCUCAGCAUGGCAGCUCGCCUGCGUUCGCGUGGCCACAGCCUUCUCGAGAGACGCCGCUCAACAGUUACGCCACAGGCCCCCCUCCGAAUUCAAGUUAUCAUCAGGUCGGAAUGCCGCAACAGCAAUUGACGUACCCGGUCAGCCAGCCUCCCUAUCUUCCCCAACACUCAUACUACAUGUCGCAACCCCAAACGGUGCCCCAAACGGUGCCCCAAACUGUGCCCCAAACUGUGGCACCAAUUGCACACCCUUCAACAUUUACAAUGUCCUCUGUUGCACCAAUGCCUUCAGAUGCAGACGAUGAGCAGGAUGCCAACGGCUACACUCUCGAGGAUGGUAGUGAAUGGAAUACAUUUGACCAAAAUAUGGGCGGCAAUGGUCAUAUGGGCGGCAAUGGUCAUAUGGGAGGCAAUGGUCAUAUGGGUGGCAAUGGCCAUAUGAGAAUGUAUUAA